This is a messenger RNA of Myripristis murdjan (pinecone soldierfish), 2244 nucleotides long. RefSeq names its product protein kinase, AMP-activated, beta 1 non-catalytic subunit, b (gene prkab1b). Gene Ontology annotation, molecular function: protein kinase binding. Gene Ontology annotation, cellular component: nucleotide-activated protein kinase complex; cytoplasm; nucleus. Bases 165 to 971 code for a protein of 268 amino acids. The transcript is spliced from 8 exons. NCBI's taxonomy places the organism in Eukaryota, Metazoa, Chordata, Actinopteri, Holocentriformes, Holocentridae. The record is from RefSeq and is a predicted model, not a curated record. Gene Ontology annotation, biological process: signal transduction.
CAUCAACUGAGCCCGGGCAGAGCGGACAGGAGGCGGAAGAGGUGUGUUUCCUGUUGGGUCUGCAGAAGGAGUCACACGAAAAGUUUCACUAAAUGACGACCGAGCACACUGUGUAACUUUUCAGAGGACAGUAGACAAACAGAGGGGUUGCCUGGCCCGGAGCGAUGGGGAACAGCAGCAGCGACAGGGCCGGAGGGGGUCAGGGUGAAAGGUCCUACAGAGAUGGACAGCAGGGGGGGAAAGAGGCGCGCUCCAACAUCCUGAUGGACAGCACCGAGGACGCAGACCUUUUCCAGAGGGAGGACGCAAAGGCCCCACAGGAAAUGCAGGAGUUUCUGUCCUGGCAGCGGGACCUGGAGAGCGAUUCCAAGAGUCCAACGCAGGCCAGGCCAACCGUGUUCAGAUGGACGGGAGUCGCCAAAGAGGUCUUUGUGUCCGGCUCGUUUAACAACUGGGCCACCAAGAUCCCACUCAACAAAAGUCAGAACAACUUUGUUGGUAUUAUGGACCUGCCGGAGGGAGAGCACCAGUAUAAGCUCUGUGUGGAUGGACAGUGGACCUUGGAUCCGACUGCAUCCGUAAUGACGACAAAAACUGGAACCGUCAACAACGUCAUCCAGGUGAAGAGAACCGACUUUGAGGUCUUUGAUGCUCUCAGGAUCGACUCAGAAGAAUCUGCAGACGUUUCAGACCUGUCCAGCUCUCCCCCAGGCCCCUACCAGCAGGAUGCAUACUUAACCAAGUCAGAGGACAAAAUCAAGCAUCCACCUUUCUUACCUCCUCACCUGCUGCAAGUGCUGCUGAACAAGGACACAGGCAUAUCUUGUGACCCAACCUUGCUUCCAGAGCCAAACCAUGUGAUGCUCAAUCAUCUGUAUGCCCUCUCCAUCAAGGACGGGGUGAUGGUUCUCAGUGCAACACACCGAUACAAGAAGAAGUAUGUUACCACUCUUCUGUACAAGCCAAUAUAAUCCACACAUCCUCAAGAGCCAGCCUCCUACCUUAAUCUCUGAUUUGUUUCAUUGUUACACUAAUGUAUCGUUUUUUUAAUCAGUAUCUACUAAAAUUGAUUAAUUGUUGUGUAGAAGUCAGUCAGUGAUCUUGCCUUGAUGGAUGAAAUGUGAAUAUGACUUGGAAUUCCUUGCUUCUCUUAGCAGAUUAAUAGUGUUGUACAGAAGUGAUUUCCAUGGUAUUUCCAGUCUUUUUCAUAAUGAAAUAAGCUGGCACAAAAAGAUAAAGGGUCACCAUGUAAACACUGCCCACAAGAAAUAGUAACCAGCAGACAUUUUGAUGUUGGCCCUGCAGCCUGCAACAACGCCGAAAACUCAUGUAAAUAUAGCACCAAAGUUAAGAUUUAUUGUCCUUAGUCAUCUUUUGCUACUACCUGUGUGUGUCUUUGUGAAAUUGGCACCUAAAUGUCUUUGAUAUCAGUACAAAGUGCUGCCUUGAUAUGAAUUUUUACUAUGCCAUAACAUCAUAUUGUGACAGUUUUGUUUUCAUUUGAGCUGAUGUCAGUGUUUUCAAUCUUACACGCCAGAGUGUGCCGGCUUUAUUCAGUUUCUUCUGCUUGUUAUGCUGCAGCAUAAUCUGCAUUUAUGAUCUCACCAAAAUCCUAGCUUAAGACUUCCUUCUCCACUGUGCAUUUGUAUCAAACCAUAUCCAUUCCAUGUGAUCGCUCAGUGUCAACAAAAAACUGCGAACAAAGAGUUGAUACUGUUUCUCUGUGUCUGUUUAUGCUCAACUAACUUGACCUACAUUUGUAAAUGGAAAUGUUUCCUCGGUGUAAUAGUGAGAUAAAACCGCUGAUGAAUUGCUGAAAGCUUACUAAGCUUGAACAAAGAUGCAAAGGCAAAUACUCAAAUACAGUCCGCACGUUAUUUUCAACGCUCCUCAACCUCCAGCCUUGUGUGAUUUUGUAUAAUAUUGUGUAUCUAUGCUUUAACCCCAAUUGUUCCCUAAAGCUUUCUUUUCAGUUAAUUCAACUCACUCCAGGCAUCGGGCCAUCUCAAACCAAAGACUCAAACCAUGACUUGACAACAGAGUUGAAAUGUUGUUUGCCAAUAUUGUGCCUUUGCAUACUAACCUAAUUUGGGCUGGGGCCGUGAAUGGAAAAAUCUAAGUGUUGCGGUGAGAUCGAGACAGCUGCAAGCUCUGCUGCACACGUGGAAGCUUGCCAUACCCGAACAAACAAAGACACAAGGACACGGACAGCAAGAGCCAAACACUCAAGAGUCUCACUUGCCU